AUGGGAAAAAAGACUAAGAGACUCACACCCCUGGCGGAGGAAGGAUCCUGCAACAUCGGCGAUCCGUGUCAUGCCAGGCCUAAACCUAAAAUGGCAGCGCAGCCAGACCCUUGCCUGUCCUCAGAGGAAGAAAUUUUAGAUGCUCCUGAUGCAAUCCCUGGCACAGAGGGCCUCAACACUCCACUGCCAGAGGAAGACCUCACUACCCCA
This is a messenger RNA of Pelobates cultripes (western spadefoot toad), 210 nucleotides long. Lineage: Eukaryota; Metazoa; Chordata; Amphibia; Anura; Pelobatidae. The record is from the annotation of a GenBank genome assembly.